AGCGCUGUGGCCACUGCGCGAACCACAUUCUAGUGACUGACAAUGGCAUCCGCGGAAGAAAUCGUCCUGAAUGACCCACACACCCCCGCCCCGAAAGCCAUCGAGGCGUUCAACCAAAUCCUCCCUACCAUAAAGUCCGAGAUCAUCAAAUCGCGGCACCACUGGGACAAGCACGAGCCCAAGAUGUGGGCACGCGCCGCGGACAUCGCAGACGCGGUCCUCGUCGACUUCACCAUCGAGAAGGACCUCGUGCAGGUCCGGAGUGCGCCCACGUCGUACGGCACGAUUAUCCUGGGCAAGAUCAGGCUUCCCGCGGUGAACGACGCAGAAGGCGAGGGCUUCGUGCACGUUAGGAUACAUGACCCGCCCAACAGGGGCACUGAGGACGUGAUCUUCCAUUCUCUGUGGACGGAUGAGGGCAACAAGGACGCGGACGGGCACCCCCGCUCCUGGCGUGCCGUGCAGACCGCGCAGAUUCCUUUGGAGUUCUUCAACGAGUAAGCUAGAAGAGGACGGUACACAGCCUGCAGCUGUAAGAUUAUCAUAUCUAUUACGAGGAAGCCAAUUUACAACAAUGUACACCCAUGUAUGUAUGGCUAUCUGUACGCGCUCGUAACUUCAAGGUAUGUGAGCGACUGGUAUCGGGUA
This is a messenger RNA of Gloeophyllum trabeum ATCC 11539, 648 nucleotides long. RefSeq lists its product as uncharacterized. NCBI's taxonomy places the organism in Eukaryota, Fungi, Basidiomycota, Agaricomycetes, Gloeophyllales, Gloeophyllaceae. The transcript is spliced from 4 exons. The coding region runs from base 43 to 501 and encodes 152 amino acids. The record is from RefSeq and is a predicted model, not a curated record.